AUGCCGUCGACGCGAAAGCUGCUACUGGUGUCAUGGACAGCGUCCGUAUCGCUGCUGUACCCAGCUUCAUCCUAUUCUCUCUUCAAGCACGAAACGAGUCCUCUGUUCACCAAGACGUUCCAAGUCCAUUCGCUCGACGCGCAGAACUACGACACGACGAUGAACGAUUCGGACAUCGUCUGGCUUGUAGACUAUUACGCUCCGUGGUGUCCCCACUGCCGCCGAUUCGCUCCCGAGUGGGAGAAAGUUGCCGUGUUUUACUCGGAGACAAGCAAAGUACAAGUAGGUGCUGUUGAUUGUACCAAGAAUAGCGAAAUCUGCAAUCAAGAGGACAUCCGUGGAUACCCUGGGGUGAAGCUUCACCACGUGCCAGCACAUGCAGAGAGGGCCCAGAUAAUGCCAAGAAGUGCUGGAACUAGUAAAAAGGUGAUUAUUUGGGCAGAAAAGCUUAUGGAAGAGUAUGGCAUCGAGUCUGGGAUGAAUGUGGAGAAUCUGGAUGCUCGGUUAUCGAAUUUCCGAAAGAAUGGCGUUGUAGUAGCUAAUGGAGACAAGGAAAUGAUUCUUUACAGCGACCAGUCAUUGGAGAUGAAGUACAACCGCCUGCACGAUGCAGGUAUUGCAGUGGUGUCUACGUUUGAGAAUGGGUUUUUCAUGGGGGCCGAUGUUUUGGAAGGAGAGCGAUACGAGAUUGCAUUAGUGUGGGUAACGGCACUCGCGGCAUCGUUUCCUGGGAAGAUGAAUCGGCAGGCGCUUGUGAUUCUCGUGCAGUCGAUGAUGACACGUAAACACUGGGAGCAUGCCGAGUGGACGGUGAUGCUGCAGAGGUGGCAGAAACUUGCGAGUGACAAAACUUUCCCGGUGAAUUUAUUUGCGUCAAGUGAUUACAAGUCCUGGGCAUUGUGCAAGACGUACACGUGCGGACUUUGGACACUGUUUCACACCAUAACAGCAAGUAAAAUGGAUGUCACUGAGAUUUCUACCGAGGAGCCUUGGAAGCCAAGUAAAAUAAUGGCGGCCAUUCGACUAUACAUCGAAAACUUUUUUGGCUGCGAGGAGUGUCGAGAGCAUUUCAUGCGCCUGAAUCCGGCAAGCAUUAUCGACAAGCUUGCCGCUAUUGAUAUCGAAGAGCCCCGUGCAGUGGUGCUAUGGAUAUGGAGGAUACACAAUACGGUAAAUGAGAAUCUGAAGAAAGAUCAGUGGCCAUCAAGGAAGGUGUGUCCAGUCUGCUACGUGGAAAACGGUGAAUCUAUAUCGCUUGAUCCCACUCAACUUCACGCUCGUGAAAUUGUUGCGUACGUCGCAAGCGCAUAUGGGCAGGAUGAUGAAGAAAUACUUGCCAUGGAAGCUAUACGGAACGGCAAUAUGUUUUUCCUGCGGCCAUCGAUGGAUAUUUUCAGCUCAUUGAUGAUCGUGCUGGUGCUAUUUGCACUGCUGGGUGUUGCCUAUGCGACAAAGAAUCAUCGCAUGUACCCUCGCAAGACAAUUGUGACGCGGCGCCAUUUAGCGUAG
This is a messenger RNA of Peronospora matthiolae, 1509 nucleotides long. NCBI's taxonomy places the organism in Eukaryota, Oomycota, Peronosporomycetes, Peronosporales, Peronosporaceae. The record is from the annotation of a GenBank genome assembly.